This is a messenger RNA of Strongylus vulgaris, 729 nucleotides long. NCBI's taxonomy places the organism in Eukaryota, Metazoa, Nematoda, Chromadorea, Rhabditida, Strongylidae. The record is from the annotation of a GenBank genome assembly.
AUGUAUUGCUCUUCUUCAAAGCAUAAACUUUGUAACAGGGAUUACGGGACGAAUGUUCCACCUCAAAGUCGCAGUAACACUCCAAGAAGUACACCAGCACCUCCUGCAGUUGAGCCACCGAAGCCAACUCCUACGCGUGUGGUUGAUGCUUUUCCUGAAUUCAAGGCUGCGCCGGAUUAUGAUGCCUGCUCGUUUGUGGACGAUUCUAUGUCAAUCACCACUUCCACUGAGGAUGAGUCAAAUUUUGAGAUUGAUAUAGUGCCAGAAGAGGAUGAUCUGGAUUUGGCUGAUAUUGCUGAAGAUGCGGCGACUAUUGAUGACGCAAUAAUUAGCGAUCGUAUAUACAAAGUGUUGAUGGCGAAGCAAGGCAAUAUCUUAGUUGUUGAUCUAGUGACAGUAUUAGCAAUAGUCAAUGUGUAUAACAAGAAUACAUUAGUUAUGGGAAAAGUCGAAAAGUACGUCACGUUUUCUGUUUCUGCACCUUCGGAUACUUCGAUAAGUCAUGUAGAGGUGAAUGUAAACAAAGUAUCUCUUCAACUGGAUGAUGAAAUUGUUUCUCAUUUGGCGGCAUUCGCACUCGACGAAGAGGUGACCGAAAACAAAGUUCAUCUUGUCAUUAAAGUCUGUGAUACAAAUGUGGAAAUUCGGGAUCGCAAAAAGAAGAAACCAAUGCGACUAAAAAUUAAGCAGUGUGUGAUCGAACAGGAGGAAGACGGAGAUGACACCUGA